AUGGUGAGCUUGCAUAGAAAUCAGCUUGAGGAACUAAAAGAGUUGGGCUUGGAAGCCCCAAGCGAACUCAAAGUUAUCUCGAUCGUUGGUAUGGCUGGCAUCGGUAAGACUACUCUUGUUCAAGAAUUUUAUCAUGACCCACUUGCUAUCGAAUAUUUCGAUCAUCGUUUAUUUCUCACAAUCGGCCCGCAAUAUAAGUUGAGAGAAAUUCUUUUAAGCGCUUUCAAUCAAUUGGGCGGCCACCACUCCGUUGGUGAAAAAAUUCAUAUAUCGCAAUUAGCCGAUUACAUACAAAAGUCUUUACAAGAUUCAACAUACCUAAUUGUGCUCGACGAUGUGUGGAACACUCAAGCGUGGGAUAUGCUAAAACAUUGCUUUCCAUCUAGAAGAAGAUAUAGUCGAAUAAUUGUCACAACUCAAAUACUAGGUCUAGCUCUUUAUAUUUCGGGUCACAUUAAUAUCGAAAUACCGUUGCUAAACGAUGACGAGAGUUGGAAUCUACUUCGGCGGAUGGUGUUUGAUAACCAAGAGGAGUGCAGUCGUCAGCUCGAGAAAAUUGGGAGGAAGAUUGCAAAGAACUGCGAAGGACUCCCUUUCGCGAUUACCGAAGUUGCAAAGAUUCUUCGUAAGAUUGAGAAGACGGUCGAAGAAUGGGAAAUUCAAGCGGAUAAAGAAGAUCCACUCACCAUCACACUAAACGAAGACACGCCUUUGUCAAAGGCGAUAUCUUUGAGUUAUACAAGGUUGCCUCCACAUCUAAAGCUAUGCUUUCUGUAUAUGGGUGUUUUCCCAAAAGGGUACGCGGUUCCCAUCUCGCAACUCAUCCAACUAUGGGUUUCCGAGGGGUUAUUCGAACCACGAAUGUCUAUGAGCUUGGAAGAAACCAUGGGAGAGUACUUGCGUAAACUCAUCCAACGAAACGUUGUUUUGAAUAACAAGGUGAGCUCUAUAGAUAUAGAGACAACUAAAACAUGUAGACUCCACUUUACCUUUCGGAGCCUAUGCGUCAACGAAGCUAAAAACGAGAAGUUCUUCCACGUCAUAAAAAAGAUCACCGACGUUUCUGAAGAGAGCAUAAAUAGCCAGAGGCGGCUCUGCAUACACAACAACGUUGUUCUUGCCUUCGAACAAGUGCACAAACAUAUGGAAUCGGUUAAAGAUGCAUGUUCUCUUCUUUGUUUCGGCCCGAAGCAAAAGUAUCCUAUAGAUUUGUACUUACGAUUUAAAUUGCUCAAGAUACUAGACGCGGUUUCCAUCCGAUUCUACGAUUUCCCAGAGGAAAUACUCGAGUUACUUCAGUUGAGCUAUCUUUCGAUCACAUGCGAUGGAGAUGAGAUUCCACCUUCCAUAUCAAAUCUUCAAAACCUCGAAGUGUUGAUCGUCCAUCGACAUCAUAUAGUGAAAUCGUCGCCCGAUUCUCCCGUUUAUCUGCCCGAGGAAAUUUGGAAGAUGCAUAAAAUCAAACACCUGGAGUGCGUGGGGAUGGACCUUCCGGAACCUUCUUCACUAGAUGAUUCUCUUACCCUAGAGAAGCUUUCCACACUUUCAGGGGUGAGUGCCCGAAGCUGUACGGUGAAAAUUCUUUCGAGAAUCCCAAACCUAAAGAAAGUCGGAAUCCAAAUCGAAUCGGAGCAGGGGUCGUCGUUCGAAACAUUCACUUUCCUCGACGAAGAUCACUUCGCCUCUCUCUACGAAAAAUUCGAGUCGUUCAAAUGCGUCGUUGUGAACCCUAGAAUUAGCCCUAGUCACCGAUUCGCCCCUUCGAUUCCGAAUUUUCCCGCCAAAAUUAGGAAGAUAACGCUGAGCGGGUGCGGAUUUCCAUGGGAGUGCAUGAGGGCGAUUGCGUCGCUGCCGAACCUCGUAUCUCUGAAACUGCGAUGGCACGCUUUUUCCGGCCGUGAGUGGAAAACCGGCGACGGCGAAUUCCCGAAGCUCGAGUACCUCCUGCUCGAAGAUUUGGAUCUGCAGAAAUGGGAAGUCAAAUACAACCACUUUCCGCAGCUGCUGCGUCUGAAUGUUCGGCACUGCUACAGAUUGGAAAAACUCCCGCGAGGUUUCGAAUCCAAUGCGGCCCUUGUGGUGGAGGUGGACGAUUGCCGGAGAUUCGCCACCAAGCAAUUGGAAGAAGAUAUAUUUAGGUUCAACAAAUAUCACCUACAAAUUGCGGUCAAUUUUUCAUGGGAUGAUAAGAAGAAGAUCAAUCACGACCUCUGA
Erythranthe guttata (spotted monkey flower) is the source of this 2214-nucleotide messenger RNA. NCBI's taxonomy places the organism in Eukaryota, Viridiplantae, Streptophyta, Magnoliopsida, Lamiales, Phrymaceae. The record is from RefSeq and is a predicted model, not a curated record.